AUUAUUUCGCUUGAAGAAAGAAAAUGAAAAUAUGGAAAGUCCAAAUCAAGCAUGUCAGUUAUCCCAGGUAAGUGAUGAACCUACAGAAGGCAGAUUGGAUUUGCUUGGCUUCUUAUUACAUUUUGUAGCAAAUUCAGAAUCAUCAGAUGCAGCUCCCUGGCUAUCCACAGGCCACACCAAUGGCAACUAUUACUUCGCUCUCUCCUUUAAAACUGUCCUUAUAUAAACCAAAUCAAACAUCUGCAAAAUCCGACCUUUUUGCCAGAGAAACUACCAAAAUUUCGAGGCCCUUCAAUGACAACAUCACUCUGAGCAAGAAAUGCAUAGCCACUCUUGUGAGAAGUGCUGGAUUGGCCUUAAGUUUAACCACCCUUGUGGGAGUGGGAUCAUCCAUUGCAUUUGCAGCUGAGACACCAUCUUUAGUGGGCUCUUCUUUGCCGUUCGCUGAACCUUCAAAUGCUCUCUCCUUGCCUACCUGGGCUGUUCACGUCUCCAGCGUGGUUGAAUGGAUCACUGCUAUGGCUUUGGUUUGGCAAUAUGGGGAAAAAUCUGGGAAUGAAUCUUGGAAGGGGCUUUCUUGGGGCAUGGUGCCCUUACUAGGUGGAGCGUUUUGUGCAUGCACAUGGCACUUCUUUUAUAAUGCAGAAUCUUUAGAGGUAUUAGUGGCUCUACAAGCAGCAUUAACUGUGAUCGGUAAUGUGACAAUCUUCAUUGCUGCAUUCCGAAUAUUCAAGUCUUCAGAGGAAAGCUCAAAGAAUCUAUGAACUCUACAUAUGUGGCAAGCGAUAAGGAAUCUAAUUUCCCUUUCUUUGACCAGAGUCUGCUGUCGGGAUAUGAAUGGAAAGAGGAAAUUUUUUCCAAAAACGAAAUUGUGGAAGCUCAUCAAUUUUAUGAAUUACGUUAUCUCCUUGCCCUCGUGGAAGCAGUUCAUGGAAGUUUGCCUUCACUUGCUACCACUUGCCAGAUGGCUGGAAAGUAUUUGGCCAUCAUAUGGAUGAAGUUUGUCAAUCGAGUUAUUUGACUUGGGCUCUCUGCUCCAAUAUUGUACACUUUGAUCAACUCAGCCAAACAUCAUAUGGCAUAACAACGUUUAUUGACUUUGUAUCCAGUUCUUGUCACGCUUUAGCUUCUUUAUUGCUGAAAAGCCUUUUUAUUUGGUAUGA
This is a messenger RNA of Coffea arabica (coffee), 1163 nucleotides long. RefSeq lists its product as uncharacterized. Lineage: Eukaryota; Viridiplantae; Streptophyta; Magnoliopsida; Gentianales; Rubiaceae. The record is from RefSeq and is a predicted model, not a curated record.